This is a messenger RNA of Erythranthe guttata (spotted monkey flower), 1131 nucleotides long. RefSeq names its product Homeodomain-like superfamily protein. Gene Ontology annotation, molecular function: DNA binding; DNA-binding transcription factor activity. NCBI's taxonomy places the organism in Eukaryota, Viridiplantae, Streptophyta, Magnoliopsida, Lamiales, Phrymaceae. The record is from RefSeq and is a predicted model, not a curated record.
CUAUAUGCUUUUUCUCUUGUGGUUUUUUAAGCUUUCAUGCUUUUUAAUUACCAGAAAUUCUCUGUGCUGUUCACUUCUUUUACUUUUUCAGAAGAAUAAAGACAAUCUAGCUAUAGAAGCCUAAAAGAAAGUAAUUGGGAGAGAUAAUUUUAAACAGCUGGUUUAUUUAUUUAUUUAUUUAUGUCGCCGUGGUUGUGGUGAGGUGUAGUAGCUAUGGAAAGAAUGUACGGCGGCGGCGGCGGUGGUGGUUUGAUGAUGACCAGAGACUCAAAGCCACGGCUGAGAUGGACUUCUGAUUUGCAUGAUCGUUUUGUUGAUGCUGUCACUAAGCUUGGUGGCCCCGACAAGGCUACUCCGAAAUCUGUAUUGAGGCUAAUGGGAUUGAAGGGAUUGACUUUGUAUCACUUAAAGAGUCAUUUACAGAAAUAUAGGCUUGGACAACAACAACAACAAGCCAAAAAACAGAAUGUUCUUGAUCACAAUAGAGAGAACAGUGAAAGUUCUUAUGGGCAUCAUAACAUGCGUAUCGCAAGCACGAGCGCUAAUUCAUCGAGCAUGAAUAGUGAACAAGGAGACAUUCCGAUUGCCGAAGCACUUAGGUGUCAGAUUGAAGUGCAGAAAACACUGCAACAACAGCUUGAGGUGCAGAAGAAAUUGCAAAUGAGAAUAGAAGCACAAGGGAAGUACUUGCAAUCGAUACUCGAAAAAGCUCAACAUAGUCUUUCUACCGACAUAAACCAGUCCGAAAAUCUGGAAUCGACUAAAGCUCAAUUAACCGACUUCAAUUUAGCCCUCUCAAAUUUCAUGCAAACAAUAAACGGAGACGAAAUAAAUGGAAAUAAAGAAGCACGUGAAACGAGAGACGGCCAUAUCAAGCUUGAAACCGAAGGGCCUUCGAUCGAGUUUGAUUUAAAUUCAAGAAGUAGCUAUGAUUUCAUCGGCAUCAAUAAUCGAGCAGUACUUGAAGCUAACCAAUUCCAAAAUAGAUGAGUUUUUUUUUGUUACUUUGAUAUAGUAGACAAUAAUUGAUCGAAUAAAAGUAUUAAAUUGGUCAUAUAUCUAAGUAGCGGUUUAAGUAGUCGUGCAUGCGUGUGUAUUCGACUUCUGGAUAAAGUGUAGAAGCUUCUUCUC